AUGGUGCAGCGAGCCAUGCGGGGAAGGGGCUCGGAGGGGCGGCGGGAGCCCUGCGCUCCUCUGCCCGCCCACGACGCGGAACCCGCCUGGUGCAAAACGCCCAGCGGUCACAUCAAGCGGCCCAUGAACGCCUUCAUGGUGUGGUCGCAGCACGAGCGCCGCAAGAUCAUGGACCAGUGGCCCGACAUGCACAACGCCGAGAUCUCCAAGCGCCUGGGUCGGCGCUGGCAGCUCCUGCACGACUCCGAGAAGAUCCCCUUUGUGAAGGAGGCCGAGCGCCUGCGCCUCAAGCACAUGGCCGAUUACCCCGACUACAAAUACCGCCCUCGGAAAAAGGGCAAAGUGGGCACCGCCACCGCCCGCCCGCGUCUCCCGGUGAAGAUCAAACCCUCGGUGCUGGGCCGCGUCCCCGCCGCCCGCAGGCAGCCCUCCAAGCCGCCCCCCGAGCCGGGCAUCGCGCAGCGCCCGCCGGAGCCGCCCGUCGAGGACCGCCCCGGCACGGCCACGUGGAACGCGGUGCCCACCGGCGAGCGCAGCCCCGCGGCCGCCACCAGCCCCGAGCCGCGCCCGGAGAGCGCGUCCCCGUCUCCCGCACCCGCCGGUUCGCCUCCGUCCUCCUUGGGUUCCUCGGACGAGGAGCUGGAGGAGGAGCUGCUGGGCGUGCUGCCCGCGCGGGCACCGGGUGGCACAGCGUGCGGGGCUCUGGACUGGUCCGUCCUGGACAAGGACCUCGAUCUGUUCCCGCGGGGCGCGUCCUCGCACUUCGAAUUCCCGGACUAUUGCACGCCCGAGGUGACGGAGAUGAUCGCGGGGGACUGGCUCAUGUCCAGCAUCUCGGACUUGGUCUUUACCUACUGA
Molecule: messenger RNA, 858 nt
Organism: Centrocercus urophasianus (Greater sage-grouse)
Lineage: Eukaryota; Metazoa; Chordata; Aves; Galliformes; Phasianidae
Gene: SOX12
Product: SRY-box transcription factor 12
Exons: 1
Coding region: 1-858 (285 amino acids)
Biological process (GO): positive regulation of transcription by RNA polymerase II; cell differentiation; negative regulation of transcription by RNA polymerase II
Molecular function (GO): RNA polymerase II cis-regulatory region sequence-specific DNA binding; DNA-binding transcription factor activity, RNA polymerase II-specific
Source: RefSeq, a predicted model, not a curated record